AUGCAAUCGACAGCAUCUCAGUCGGUCGUAAAUGUGUCUUAUCUGAGCCUUGUCCUCGGAGUUCCUUCUACGGUUUUGCUUGCAAUGCUCUACCAACAUUUCGCGCCAGGGAAAGCACUUGAAGUCCCCUUUUUUGAGAUCAGUGUCACUAUCACGGGAGUAGCUGCGCUCCUGGAACUGAGCGUUGAGCCAUUUUUUGCGAUAGUUCAGCAACAUAUGUGGUACGAGAAACGAGCUGCAGUCGAAAUGCCCGCGGCAUUCAUUAGAAGCCUUGCGACAUGUUCAACUUUUCUUUAUGCUUCCCAAACUGGUCGACAGGCUGGCAUUCUGCCUUUUGCACUUGGCCACUUAAGCUAUUCCUUGGCUCUCAUCUGCGGGUACUGCUUAUCCUUGCUCCCUCGUGCACAUGAGCGAAGUUUUUCCUUCCUUCCUGCCCGCAUAAAAGAGCAUAGUGAUGGAAAUGGGUACAUGAUGGGUCUUUUCUCUCUGCGAUUGACAUCCCUUGCUGCUAGUGUCUUUUUCCAGUCUCUUGUGAAACAUGUUCUCACCCAAGGAGAUUCUAUGAUGCUCGCCGCCAUGUCAAGUUUGGAGGACCAAGGAAUUUACUCUCUGGCAUCAAACUAUGGUGGCCUCAUUGCACGGAUUAUUUUCCAGCCCCUCGAAGAAAGUAGUCGAAACCUAUUCUCGACACUUUUGAGUCCCGAUGAGAGUGGAAGGACAAACACAGUCCAGGUUCGCAUUGCGAAGAGCCAUCUAACAGAUCUUCUUCGAGCUUACCAGCUUCUUUCAACACUCAUUUUUCCUUUGGGCCCCAUUAUGGUGCCACAAAUGCUUCGCAUUCUGGGAGGUCGCCAGUGGGCAUCACCAGCAGUCGGUGACAUGCUGUCACUAUAUUGCUACUAUAUCCCGUUCCUUGCCUUCAACGGCAUCACCGAGGCUUUUGUGUCGUCCGCAGCCAACCCAGCAGAGAUCCGAAGGCAAACUGCUUGGAUGGGUGCAUUUUCUGCAUGCUACGCUCUUGCUGCUUAUCUAUUCUUGGAGAUUUGGUCGAUGGGGGGCUACGGGCUGGUACUCGCCAACAUUGUGAACAUGGUGGUUCGUACCCUAUGGAGCUAUGCAUUCAUUCGAUUAUAUCUUCGCCGACAUGGAGACGCACUAAGCAUCACGGAAGUGAGAAUCCAACCUAUGAGUUAUGUCAUAGGAGUGCUUGCCACGACUAUCAUGGUCACACAGAGACUAUCGCGCCCAGACCUGGAUAUGAUUCCAGCCGUUGCAUUCAGUUGCUUCUGUACUUUAUCAAUGUAA
Penicillium verhagenii is the source of this 1305-nucleotide messenger RNA. RefSeq lists its product as uncharacterized. NCBI's taxonomy places the organism in Eukaryota, Fungi, Ascomycota, Eurotiomycetes, Eurotiales, Aspergillaceae. Gene Ontology annotation, cellular component: endoplasmic reticulum membrane. Gene Ontology annotation, biological process: dolichol-linked oligosaccharide biosynthetic process; glycolipid translocation. The coding region runs from base 1 to 1305 and encodes 434 amino acids. The transcript has a single exon. The record is from RefSeq and is a predicted model, not a curated record.